AUGGCAUUUGAAUCUACCAUCAAGAAAAUCGUCUGGUAUGGCGUGACCAGACUCGGCAGUCGAGUUUUGCUGCGCAUUGCUGCACUCAAGAAAUACGACAUUACUUUCAUCGGUCGCAAAGAACCGUCUGAGUACAAGAAUGUACCAGAAGGCAUUCCUAUCGUACAAAUAGACUUGAAGGACCAUAAAAGUCUUGUCAAUGCAUUGACGGGGGCUGAUGCCGUUGUCGUGUUCACUCAAUUCAAUCCAGGCGGAGAUCUCGACAUUGUUCAGAUUGCGCUCAUCAAUGCAGCUAUAGAGGCUGGAGUAAAGCUCUUUGUGCCUUCAGAAUGGGCGCCCGAUACUGCAGGUGGAAAUGGGGCAACGAUUGCAAGAAUUGGACCAAACACUUUGCCUCCCAAUCCUGCCGUCGCAACAAAGAGGGCAGUUCAUAAUUACCUGAUGGCUAGAUCUGCUGCAAACCAGAUUGACUUUGUAAGCCUACAUGUUGGCAACCUUCUGAUAAAUCUAAGUGCUUUUGCGUCUUUGGACAUGAACAAACGUACUGCCUCGCUUGGCGACGAUGGCCAUGGACUCAUCUCCGUCUCCAGUAUCGACACGCUCACGAGAGGUCUCGACAGUCUUUUGACCAAAUAUCCAAAGCUUAAGAACGACUUCUUCUACAUCUGCGACGGCGAAACUAACCUGCAGCGUAUCGUGAAAACCUUUCAGGAGGCUUCAGAGACCAAGGAGCCAUGGAAAAUCACUUCGUUUUCAAUCGCCGAGAGAAAGCGGCAAGCAGAUGAGAAUAUGCGCAACGGAAUAUUCACCAAUAGAGAAUUCGCGGCUGUUCUUACUUUUCCAUUUACUGGUGGUUUGACAGUCUGGCAGAAUCCCGACAAUGAAAGCCUUGGCUUGGAGCCACCUAGCGACGAAAAGGCUCAGAAGGUUGUUGAUGACUUUGUACAAAAUUCGAUAUCAAGGGGAUAUGUCAGUUAG
This is a messenger RNA of Trichoderma asperellum CBS 433.97, 978 nucleotides long. The record is from RefSeq and is a predicted model, not a curated record. Lineage: Eukaryota; Fungi; Ascomycota; Sordariomycetes; Hypocreales; Hypocreaceae.